Letharia columbiana is the source of this 762-nucleotide messenger RNA. RefSeq lists its product as uncharacterized. NCBI's taxonomy places the organism in Eukaryota, Fungi, Ascomycota, Lecanoromycetes, Lecanorales, Parmeliaceae. The record is from RefSeq and is a predicted model, not a curated record. The transcript has 2 exons. Bases 1 to 762 code for a protein of 253 amino acids.
AUGCGCUGCGCCUUCCAACAACACCCCAAGAUGGCAGAAGAACAGUCCCGCACGGACGAAAGCCAAGCCGUCGCCGGCGCCAACGCAGCAGUGUCCGGCGGCAUAAACGCCCAAACCCCCCAGAAGAAGGUACAGGAGACCAAGCGCACACCACCAAAGUUGCCGAAGAAGGGCUCGCAGCAGAACACACCCAAGAAAGAAACACAGAAAGGCGGUGACUCAGAACAAGAACCGUCGCACGCGUCCGAAACAAAUGGCAAUGCUCCUGCUUCGCAACCACAGUCUCGCGCACAAAGCAAGCGCAGGCAGAGUAGGGGAAGGGGUAGGAGUCAGGCGCCAGAAUCUGAUACGGAGAGCAUUGUGCGCAGCGACUUGUCUGAUGCGCAAGGUGGUCGCCGCAACAGGAAUCGCAAAAAGAAGCCCACGAAAGAAGCGGCACCUCCUCAGUCCAACAAAUCUGGCGGUGGGCCUCUCGAUUCCCUUGACGAGGUAGGAGAAACCACCUCCGGAGCACUGGAUAAGGUCCAGGAUACUGCAGGCGGCGUGACAGAUCAGGCUGGCCAAGCUGCAGGCGGUGCAAAAGAUCAAGUUGGCAAGACUGUUGGUGGACUGACUGGUGGAGGGGAAAAAGGAGAAGGAAAAGAAGGGGAAGAUGGAGGCAAGGGAGAGCAGCUACGACUGCGCAUCGAACUCAACUUGGAUCUUGAGAUCCAAUUGAAGGCGAAGAUUCAUGGAGAUAUCACUAUUGGUUUGUUGAAUUAG